Engraulis encrasicolus (European anchovy) is the source of this 1701-nucleotide messenger RNA. It is a transcript of the gene qrsl1, whose product is annotated as glutaminyl-tRNA amidotransferase subunit QRSL1. Gene Ontology annotation, molecular function: glutaminyl-tRNA synthase (glutamine-hydrolyzing) activity. Gene Ontology annotation, biological process: mitochondrial translation; glutaminyl-tRNAGln biosynthesis via transamidation. Gene Ontology annotation, cellular component: mitochondrion; glutamyl-tRNA(Gln) amidotransferase complex. NCBI's taxonomy places the organism in Eukaryota, Metazoa, Chordata, Actinopteri, Clupeiformes, Engraulidae. Bases 87 to 1667 code for a protein of 526 amino acids. The record is from RefSeq and is a predicted model, not a curated record. The transcript is spliced from 11 exons.
UGUCAGCGCACGGGGACCGCACUCAUUGAAAGCUGCAUUAUCGCGGAUAUGAAAUAAUGCAGAUAUGUUUAUAGACUACGCUUAAAAUGAAUGUGCUUCGUUUAUCCAUAGCCGAGGUGUCCCGGGCAUUGAGGGAGGGUCAGCUCUCCCCCACAGAGCUUUGCCGAAAAUGCCUGAACCGCAUCAAGAGAACUCGCCACCUCAACGCUUACAUAACUGUGACAGAGGAGGCAGCCAUGAAACAAGCGGAGGAGGCAGAGAUGCGACUACAGAAUGGCACUCCAAAGGGUCCACUGGACGGUAUACCAUUUGCGGUGAAGGACAACUUUUGCACUGAGAACAUCCUGACCACGUGUGCCUCAAAGAUGUUAGGAGGCUAUGUUCCUCCAUUCAAUGCCACAGUAGUACAGAAGCUGCUGGACCAGGGAGCUGUCCUCGUAGGCAAGACAAACUUGGAUGAAUUUGCCAUGGGAGCGGGCAGCACGGAUGGUGCGUUUGGGCCGGUGCGGAACCCCUGGAGUGAUGCAGAGACCUACAGGCAGCACGGGGGGCCAGAGGCCCAGACUGACUGGGUCAUCACUGGGGGCAGCUCUGGAGGAAGUGCAGCCGCAGUGGCAUCACUUAGCAGCUUCUUUUCUCUGGGCUCAGACACAGGUGGCUCCACACGUAACCCCGGUGCGCUGUGUGGGUUGGUGGCCGUGAAGCCCACCUAUGGCCUGCUGUCGCGUCACGGCCUCAUCCCGCUGGUCAACUCCAUGGACGUACCGGGAAUCAUGGCCCGCACUGCCCGCGACGCAGCCACAGUCCUGGGUAUCCUCCAAGGGCAGGAUAUGCUGGAUGCAACCACCAUCCCAAGCCUGCCUGGGCAACCUGACCUGCCUGAGGACUUUGACAUCAAACAAAUCACAGUAGGAAUCCCACAGGAGUACCAUGCGCCGGGGCUGUCCCCUGAGGUGCUGGGCCAGUGGUGCCGCGUGGCGGGCUUGUUUGAGGAGGCGGGGGUGCAGGUGAAGCCCGUCUCCCUACCCCACACCCAGUUCUCCAUCGUCUGCUACCACGUCCUCUGCUGCUGCGAGGUGGCCUCCAACAUGGCACGCUUCGACGGACUGGAAUAUGGCCACCGUAGCCCCGUGGCCUCCUCCACUGAGGCCCUGUACGCCGCCACCCGGCACGAGGGCUUCAAUCACGUGGUGCGCCGCAGGAUCCUUUCCGGGAACUACUUCCUGCUCAAACAGAACUACGAGCGCUACUUUGUGAAGGCGCAGCAGGUGCGGCGUCUUAUUGCCGAUGACUUCAGCAAGGUGUUUGGCUCCGGGGUGGACGUGCUGCUGACGCCCACCACCCUGAGUGACGCGGCCAGCUACAGGGACUUCAUGCAGGAGGACAACCGCACACGCAGCGCCCAGGAGGACGUCUUCACGCAGCCCGCCAACAUGGCCGGUCUCCCGGCGGUCACCUUGCCGACAGCGCUGUCGUCGCGAGGACUCCCCAUAGGCCUGCAGCUGAUUGGCCGGCCGCUGCAGGACAGGAAGCUGCUGGCUGUGGCCCACUGGAUGGAGCAGCGGCUGGGCUUCCCUCAUAUCCGUUUCCAUGGCGACCACCAGGAGCAGGAGACCACCUCAACGACAGAAGAGAGAGAGGAGGGCACCACUGCAGUUGGUGCAUGAGGAGAGAGAGAGAGAGAGAGAGAGAGAGAGAGAG